CCGUGCCAUCGGGCUGUUAACACCGGCGCACACGGGAUCCUUCUCCCCUCCCCCCUCUUCCUUGUAUCUGCCUGCCCUCGGGUUUCAUUCUGUUCCGGCCCUUUCGGUGCUAGUCGCUUGAUCUGAAACCAUGGGAUUCUUCUACAAGUUUCGCAAUUUCAAUCUCCAUUACAGAGCUUACAUAUCCAAAUUGCACGUUUACAAUCACAAGAAUGUUGAUGUUUACCCUCACAACCGUACAAUUCAAGCCCUCGGUUCUUGUGAUCGUCAUCUACUCAUUCCCAAGAGGUGGCACGUUGGCCAUUCUGGCCACGGUCAUGACCACACACACCACGGCCACGACCGAUCGAGCAAGGGGAGCGAGAACAUUUUCCGCCUCGGCUUGGCCGCCGACGUUGGCCUGGCCGCCGGCAAAGCAUUCACCGGUUAUCUUUCUGGCAGCACCGCCAUCAUUGCCGACGCCGCUCACUCCGUCUCCGAUGUGGUGCUUAGUGGGGUCGCGCUAUUGUCAUUCAAAGCUGCGAGGGUUCCUAAGGACAAAGAACACCCAUAUGGGCAUGGUAAAUUUGAGACCUUAGGAGCCCUUGGAAUUUCUUGUAUGCUUCUGGGAACAGCUGGAGGUAUAGCAUGGCAUGCUUUAGAUCUUUUGCUGGGAUUGUUCUCAUCUGCUCCUGAAAUAGCAAGUCAGUCACUGGGCCAGCACAUGCAUAACCAUCACAAUGGGGGGCAUCACCAUGGAAUUGACAUGGAUCACCCUAUUCUAGCUUUGAGUAUGACUAUAAUAUCAAUUUCAGUUAAAGAAGGCCUGUACUGGAUAACAAAGGGAGCUGGGGAAAGGGAAGGCAGUGGAUUGAUGAAAGCUAAUGCUUGGCAUCAUCGAGCAGAUGCUGUUUCCUCAUUUGUUGCUCUUGUUGGUGUUGGAGGAUCUAUUCUUGGUGUCAAGUUUCUAGAUCCUCUUGCUGGACUUCUUGUCUCUGGCAUGAUCCUAAAAGCUGGACUUGAAACUGGUUACCAGAGCGUAUUGGAGCUGGUGGAUGCUGCAGUUCCCUCAAAACAGUUGGAUCCCUAUAUAGAAACAAUUCUCAAAGUUGAGGGAGUGAAGGGAUGCAAUCAUCUUAGGGGAAGAAGAGCUGGUUCCUCUCUCUAUCUUGAUGUGAAUAUUGAGGUGGAUCCUUUUUCCAGUGUUAGCGCAGCUCAUGAUGUUGGUGAAAAUGUCCGUCACAAAAUUCAGAAUUUACAUCCUGAAGUAGCUGAAGUCUUCAUACACAUAGAGCCUGCUAUAUCACAGUUCUCAACCAGCAUAAGGGGCCAGGAAGGGCAUUUGGAGGAAACAGACUACCAAAAUAGGAAACCUUGCGCCGAGAACAAGGAUAUUGAAGAUACCAUCUCCAAUAUAUUCUCAUCGAAAUUUUCAGAGAAAAUGGUUCUAGAGCACAUAACACGACACUUGCUCCGGGACCAGAUGGUACUUCAGAUUGAGGUGUCCAUGUCUCCCGAAAUCUCGAUCCGAGAUGCAAUGAAGGUGGCGAUAGAAGCAGAGAGGGAGAUUAAGGCAGCCUCUGAUACCAUUCACAUUCGGGUCUGCAUCCAACUCCGACUCCUCGGGCAUACAAAAAUCCAGGAAUUACUUGAUGACGAUUUGUGAGUGAGACUUACCACAAAAACGCCAUGGGAAAAAGCCCAAUGUUAUCUUCCAAUAAUAAUGCUCCUCUUUUGUCUGUACUAAUAUUGCUGCCACGAGCUGGACAUAAUCAUCGGGGGACCGACCGACCGACCGACGGACCGACCUACCGUUUCUUUGCUUAAGCAAGAUAAUCAUAUCAUAUGUGAAGUUUAAUAAACAGAAGAAAUAUAAUAAUUAGAGAAUAGCGUCGCAUAGUAUAGUAUAGAUAAAUAUACGGUGCAGGCCACUGCAUUUUAAGGGGUAGACGUGGGGGCGGGGCGGCGUGGAAUGUUGAGAUUCAUGCAGAUUCUUGACACGGACAGACAUGAUGCAAUAUGCAUGUUCGAGACCAUAACCUUCACAUCACAUCGCAUGGGGGUUGCCAUGGCCUGUGGCUUACUACGAUGAUGGGCCGUUGGAAUUGGGCCACGAGGUUGGAAGGAAUAAGCAGCUGGUCCUUCUUAACCCCCGGCCACCGCACCCUUUUGACAAUGCUAUCAAUAUUUAUGUUUUUCUUUUUUCUCAUCAAUAUCUUCAAUAUUUAUGAAAUCAUGUUUU
Molecule: messenger RNA, 2221 nt
Organism: Diospyros lotus (date-plum)
Lineage: Eukaryota; Viridiplantae; Streptophyta; Magnoliopsida; Ericales; Ebenaceae
Product: metal tolerance protein 2
Exons: 12
Coding region: 131-1645 (504 amino acids)
Biological process (GO): monoatomic cation transport; transmembrane transport
Cellular component (GO): membrane
Molecular function (GO): monoatomic cation transmembrane transporter activity
Source: RefSeq, a predicted model, not a curated record